GAACAUAGACUGUAUAUGGUUCAGAGGUGAUUUGUAGCUGAAUCCUUCGACCGGAUGGGUGUGUCCAGGCUGUCUUGGCAAAAGACGCCGGAAGGGAGGAGGGCCUGUCUGUCGGUCUAUCUGUCUGACGUAAAGUUGCUGGAGAGAGACAGGCAGCGCCGGUGUUUGUGAUGGUAGCUAGCUAACUAGGAAGGGCGACUAUACCUUUAAGUGAAAGAAAACGAAACAAGAAACAAUCAGCGGCAUCGCUGCGUCGCUUAGCUAGUUAACAGGGCUCACAGGGACUUUCGAUAUGAUAUUUAUUAAACUAAUUCUCCUGUUUUGCUGCCUACGAGAUAUUAGAGGUCAGUUUGGGAACCCCUUGAACAAAUAUAUCCGCCACUAUGAAGGUUUAUCAUAUGACACAGAAGCCCUGCACAACAGUCACCAGAGAGCCAAGAGGGCACUCUCUGCUCAAGACAGGACCGUGCACCUGGACUUUCAUGCACAUGGAAGACAUUUUAACUUGCGGAUGAGGAGAGAUACGACUCUGUUUACUCCAGAUCUCAUCAUUGAGAUAUCAGGAGAAGAGGCACCCAUUGACACAUCACAUAUUUACAGUGGAGAGGUCUUUGGUGAAAAGGGCACACUGACCCAUGGCUCCGUGGUUGAUGGGCGCUUUGAGGGCUUCAUUAAAAGCCACCAAGGAACAUAUUAUGUUGAACCCUCUGAGAGGUACCUUAAGGACAAGAAUGUGCCCUUCCACUCCGUCAUCUAUCAUGAGGAUGACAUCAAUUAUCCUCAUAAGUAUGGCUCAGAGGGCGGCUGCGCAGACCACUCAGUGUUUGAGAGGAUGAAGAAGUACCAGACAUCUGCAACAGAGGAGCCGGUCAAAGGGGUGAACAGUGUGCUAGAGGAGGAGAGCUCCUAUGGUCCUGUUAUUCUGAGGAGAAAGAGGGCAGCAGCAAAAGAGAAAAACACCUGCCAGCUCUUCAUCCAAACUGACCACCUCUUCUUCAAAUACUAUGGCACAAGAGAGGCUGUCAUUGCCCAGAUCUCCAGCCACGUAAAGGCUAUUGACUCAAUUUACCAGGCCACAGACUUCAUGGGCAUCCGAAACAUCAGCUUCAUGGUUAAAAGGAUAAGGAUAAAUACUACCAUCGAUGAAAAGGACAAAACCAAUCCUUUUCGCUUUGCCAACAUUGGAGUGGAGAAGUUUUUGGAGCUUAACUCUGAACAGAACCAUAACGACUACUGCCUAGCCUAUGUCUUCACCGAUCGGGACUUUGAUGAUGGGGUGCUUGGCUUGGCUUGGGUUGGGGCUCCUUCAGGAAGCUCUGGGGGCAUCUGUGAGAGGAGCAAAAUGUACUCUGACGGGAAGAAGAAGUCUCUGAACACUGGCAUCAUUACUGUGCAGAACUAUGCCUCCCAUGUCCCUCCCAAGGUGUCACACAUCACCUUCGCUCAUGAGGUUGGGCACAACUUUGGCUCACCUCAUGACUCUGGGAUCGAAUGCACCCCUGGAGAGUCCAAGUUGCAGGACAAAAAGGAGCAGGGCAACUACAUAAUGUACGCCAGAGCCACAUCAGGGGACAAGCUCAACAAUAACAAGUUCUCUAUCUGCAGCAUCCGUAAUAUAAGCGCUGUUCUGACGAAAAAGAGAAACGACUGUUUUGUUGAGUCUGGCCAGCCUAUCUGUGGUAAUGGACUAGUGGAAAUUGGAGAAGAGUGUGACUGCGGCUACAGUGAUCAGUGUAAAGACCCAUGCUGCUAUAACGCCAAUGAAGCAGAGGGCAAAAAGUGCAAACUCCAGCCUGGAAAAGUCUGCAGUCCAAGCCAAGGCCCAUGUUGCACACCAGAGUGUUCUUUUAAGGGCACAAAUGAGAGGUGCAGACUCGAGUCUGAGUGUGCCCAAGAAGGUACAUGCAAUGGAGCCACUGCUCUGUGUCCUGCCUCAGAACCAAAGGCCAACUUCACCUCUUGCCAUUCAGAAACGCAAGUCUGCCUCAAUGGGGUAUGCUCUGGUUCCAUUUGUGAGAAGUAUGGUCUGGAGGUAUGCACCUGUGCCAGCCAAGAUGAGAAGAAUGAGGCGGCUGAGCUGUGCCACGUGUGCUGCAUGGAGAAAAUGAAACCCAGCACCUGCAGCAGCUCAGGCUCAGACAAAUGGGCCAACUUCUUCAACAAGAAGGUCACAACGCUGCAGCCCGGCUCACCCUGCAAUGACUUUAAGGGCUACUGCGACGUGUUUAUGAGGUGCCGUCUGGUGGAUGCCGACGGGCCUCUGGCAAGGCUUAAGAAAGCCAUCUUCAAUGCAGAGCUCUAUGAGAAUAUUGCACAGUGGAUAGUGGGUUACUGGUGGGCAGUGCUGUUGAUGGGCAUCGCACUUAUUAUGCUAAUGGCUGGCUUCAUCAAGAUCUGCAGUGUCCACACCCCCAGCAGCAACCCCAAACUGCCCCCACCAAAGCCACUGCCAGGUACGCUGAAAAGGAGACGACAGCAGCAAGCCAAUCAACAGCUUCAGGGCCAGCGCGCACCCCGUCAGCAAAGAGAGAACUAUCAAAUGGGACAGAUGAGACGCUGAGACACUGGUCUGCUCUUUGCCUUGGUUCCCUAGUGCCUACAAUGGGAGCACUUCACUCCAAAGAGUUACCUUUACCACAUAUUGCAAAAUUCAAAGAACUUGCAACAGGAUCGAUUUCACUGGACAAAGCCUGAGGUUUGUUUAAUUUUGGGCCUAACAAACUCAUUCAGCACCUCUGCUCUGAGAGCCAGAUUAGCAGUGGUUCACACAGCUUUUAUAGGAAAUAAAUAACUUUUCCAAGGAGGGACAGGAGAAGAAAUUCAUUGAUCUCUGUUUAUGUGGUUUUAACCCCCCCCCCCCCCCGAAUGCUUUUUUGUUAUUUUUUUUUUUACCAGAAUGGCAGAGAGAGAAGCAGCUUUGUGUUAGAUGCCUUCCUCUGCCUUCCCUCUGUGCUACAUUUGUCUUUCCUGUUCUUCCUCUCUGAAGUGCUGCCAUCAUCAGCACGAUAGCAGCACUGCAAGUCACUUGCUGCCAAUGAAAAACAGAGUUGAGUUGGAGGAAAACUUUUUUUGUUGUUUUUAAAGCAAAGCACCAUCAAAUGUUGAAGCUUUUUAUUUCUAUAGUGUACAUGUUCUUUCAGUAUGCAAUUGUACAUAUGCUCCAAUAGGUUUCUUUUUCUUUGUUUCAAAUUACAUUUUCUGUAUGAUUAAGAUUAUUUUCUGUUUUGAUUCACUUUCUCAGGAUUAAUAAAAUGACAACAAACAAAGUGUAGUGAGCGGAAAACAUGGUUGCAUGAGUAUUUCAGGGUAAAGUCCCUCCUGGCUAAAGGCUCUACAGAAAGGUUCACGUUAGCUGCAGUGGGAAGUAGAGGAAGGGUUGUAUGAAGAAAUGAAAUGAAAUGAAUAAAUAAGAUUAGAGUGUCAUCUCUUAUCAGAUGGACGGCUGCGGAGGGGAGAUUGAUUAUCUUGUUAUGUCUAUUUCUUUUUGUGAAAUGCUUUUGCAGCUGCAUUUACAUAAAGUUAUAGUUUGGGGCUUAAAUAAGUGGUGAGAGAAUAGCUUUUUAUCAACCUGAUUGUAUCACACUUUUAUUCUGUCAUUUCCUCUGACUCGUCGCUUUGGCACUGAUUUGUGACGCAUUUGCAAAACAACCACUUUGUGCUACAGAUGCACGUGUGUCUUUACAUUCGGGGUGAAAAUAGUGAAAGCAAAGAGGAGACAGUUCAAAAAAACUCUGCGGACAAAGAAGAAUAUAUAAGAAGUUAUUAUUGAAAGUGUCUUUGUGUGAUUUAUCUGCCACUUGCUGUGUUCUGUCCACCUUUUGAAUUUCACAGUUUUUGAUGAACCUCUAUGGUUUAAAUGUGAUUGUGGAUUUAGCUUUUAUUGUUUUCACUUGCAGUUCAGAUUAUUUGUAUAUGUGGAGCAAUUGAAUCAGUUGAGGGAAAACUAGAGCUUCUAAUGUUUAUUGUUGCUUUGUUGCUGCUGUUAACAGACAUUCACCAGAGCAAACAAUCACUGUGUGUCAGCCACCCGCCGCUGUUCUGUCCUUUCUUUUCCUACCAGGAUUUUCUCAAGGAACUUUGUUACCCUUGUUACAUCCUGUUGGUUUGUGUGAUUGCUUUAAAAAUGUGCCUACUCAGAGCAGUAUGACUGAAGUUGGUGUACUAGUGUCAGUGAUCUUCACCAAGGCUGAAACCAUGCAUGAGGUGGCAGUUUAUCUAAGCAGAGUGUUAUCAGACUGCUGUUGCAAAAAGAUGUGGUUUAGGGCUUGGCACUGUAUAAUAAUUAUAGGAAAUGUAAGUCAUGAUUGAUAUACAACUAUAUCGGCCAAUGCGUGAACUUUUUCGUAUUAUAGUCCACAAUUAUUUCUGAUUUUUGAAGAGAUUAUAAUUAGUAUUUACUUUGUUUAAUAGCAUAUUGUUGCCUGCCUCUCAAGCCUUUGGUUUGACUUGAGUUUUCAGUUGUCUCCAGUCAGAUUGAAUUUAGGUCAUCUUCACUGACGGUGCAUAAUACUCUGACUUGAGUGACUAGCAGAACAUAAAAAUAGAUAUGUAUAGUUUCUUAAAAUUAUUUUAGGAGGGAACAACUUAGCGGAGAAAAGACGUACUUUUUUCUUACCCUUGCAAAAGAGCUGCAUCUCAGAAUUGCUUUCUGUGCAAAGGAUGUUGCGAUGCUGCAUUAUCGAUCAGAUAGAUUCUAUGCAGAGUGUCACAGAGCUCAACAGUGAACAAGUUAGCCUCUUCACAGAAAUAUGCCUUCAAUUCUUCCUCCUAAAUGCAUACAUGGAAAAGUCUGUUGUGUUUUCAUAGCAAAAUAGUUGUUCAUGUUGAUGUGCUACAGCAAAUUUUCUGAACAAACAAAAAAUACAAUCCUCUGUGGCUUCUUAUUGAUUUUCUUUGUUUUUUUGGUGCUACUGGUAGUGCUUUUUUCUUGGGUCGGAGCUUAAACAAUAUUUUUCAUUCUCUUUGGCAAAUUUUAAAGCUUUUUAGUGUGUUUGCAGGCUGCUUUGCUGAAUCAUCCUCAUCUUUUUUAUUGAUACAUUAAGAUGUGGACAAUACUGGGUGUUGGGGGAUAUGGGGAAUAAUACUCUCUGGGAAAUGUUUCUGUCUUUCACAUGUGUUGCUAAGAUGUUGAGAAAAUGUGCGCUGAAGUGUAAGUGAUGUGAACAGAGAAUCCAAAAUGGAAUAGAUUCAAUACUACUGUCUGAUUUUAAUGUUUCCCGUGUUUUAUACAUUGUCUUCAUUGGUCUUCUUGUUAUUUACAUUUGUCCUGUUUCCCAUUCUGCUUACUUUGAAAAUUUUACUAAAUUUGCAAAGGUAUUGUGCAAAAAUAUAAUUUCUUUUGAACUACUUGAAAUGCGAUAAUAAACCAGAAAUGAGCAAAAGUU
Messenger RNA from Micropterus salmoides (largemouth bass), 5384 nucleotides. It is a transcript of the gene adam10a, whose product is annotated as ADAM metallopeptidase domain 10a. Gene Ontology annotation, cellular component: plasma membrane; synaptic membrane. NCBI's taxonomy places the organism in Eukaryota, Metazoa, Chordata, Actinopteri, Centrarchiformes, Centrarchidae. Gene Ontology annotation, molecular function: metalloendopeptidase activity involved in amyloid precursor protein catabolic process. Gene Ontology annotation, biological process: membrane protein ectodomain proteolysis; Notch signaling pathway. Bases 293 to 2560 code for a protein of 755 amino acids. The transcript is spliced from 16 exons. The record is from RefSeq and is a predicted model, not a curated record.